AUGGCUGUACAAGCUAAAAUAGCUGGCAAUGGUUACGAGGAAGUGGAUUAUUUACCACAACAAGAUGAUUUAUUGUCAACAGCGAUUGCAAAGACCCCUAGACCGGGUACUACAUUUAUUAGGGAAUCUAAGACAGCCAUACAAUUAAAAACUGCAGCGAAUUCAACAGUAGCGACGUCGAAAACGCGAGGUUAUACGAAGACAGCCGGCACACGUACGGCGAGGAGUGCUCUGCAUACAGCAGCACGAGCGUCGCGCGCAGCGACUGCCCUUGCAGGCGCACCCUUCACUGCUAACACUCCUCUUUCUCUUCGGUGUCUUACGAAAGACGACAAGAUUUUCACUCCAGCUGCAAAAACUUUAUUUGAAUACGUUUAUUACUGUGAAGGCGAUAUUCGCAAGGCCAUGGAUAUUGCUUUUCAAGCACAAAAACUUAAUGAGAAUGCAGACUGGUGGUGGAACUUUUCCUUAGCUCGAUGUUACAUGGUAUUGGGAAUGCACAGGAACAGUGAAGAUUAUCUUCGACAAGCACUGAAACAAAAUAGACAUAUCGUUAUUUAUCUCCGUUUAGUGGCAAUGUACGUAAGUUUAAAUCAACCGCUAUCAGCGCUGGAAGUUUGCAAACAAGGUUUAUCCGUAUUUCACGAUUAUACACCAUUAACGCUUGAACAAGCGAGAAUACACGAUCAGAUGGGCAACGCAACAUUAGCACUAAAAGAAUACCGAAAAGUGGCUUUAGAAGAUCCAUCUAAUACUGAAGCAAUUGCCAGUAUAGCAAUAUAUAAUUUUUAUAAUGAUCAACCAGAAAUCGCUCUACGAUAUUACAGACGAUUACUAGCUACCACUUAUCCUGGACCAGAAAUAUACAACAAUCUAGGACUUUGCUGUCUGUAUUGCAAUCAAUGGGAUUUAAUUCUGCCUUGUUUCCGACAAGCUUUAUACUUUUCUACAAAUCCUGUAAACCGGUCUGAUAUUUGGUUCAAUAUUGCACAUAUUGCAUUGUCCACAGGAGACUUACCUCUUGCUCGUCGCUGUCUACAAAUGAGCCUGGCGACCAACUCAGAGCACGACGCUGCGAGACAUGCGUUGAAUGCCAUGGAAACAAGACAAAGAGUCCGGAAUAUAUUACUACGCAAGUAGAAUUU
Molecule: messenger RNA, 1145 nt
Organism: Diatraea saccharalis (sugarcane borer)
Lineage: Eukaryota; Metazoa; Arthropoda; Insecta; Lepidoptera; Crambidae
Source: the annotation of a GenBank genome assembly